UUCCCGCCAGAUAGACGCAAACAUCACUCAGCUAAUUCACAUAACAUUUUUUUUCUCCUGCUAUUAGCUCACAAUUCUGGUAUUUUGUUAGUUGAAUAUAUUUUUACGUGACGCUUUACUACUUUUGGCAACUCAGGCUGAUAGUCCAGAAUAUAACAAUUAAAAGUUAUUUAAGUUGUUAAAGAAUGAAGGCUUCAGAGGAUCAGGUGGUGGAAGAUGCUGCUGCUUACCAGGACGAUGAUCAGGAGUUCUUCUUCCAAGACAUUGACGCCCUGCAGAAACACGGCAUUAACAUGGCAGACAUCAAAAAGCUGAAGUCAGUGGGUAUCUGCACAGUGAAGGGCAUCCAGAUGACCACUCGCAGGGCGAUGUGCAACAUCAAAGGCCUGUCCGAGGCAAAGGUGGAAAAGAUCAAAGAGGCUGCCGGGAAAAUGCUGACCAAUGGUUUCCAGACAGCCUUCGAGUACAGCACAAAGAGGAGGCAGGUGUUCCACAUCACCACCGGGAGCCUGGAGUUUGAUAAACUGCUGGGUGGAGGAGUAGAGAGUAUGGCCAUCACAGAGGCCUUUGGAGAGUUCCGCACGGGGAAAACACAGAUUUCUCACACACUUUGUGUCACAGCUCAGCUUCCUGGCGAGAAUGGCUACUCAGGAGGGAAAGUCAUCUUCAUCGACACAGAGAACACCUUCCGCCCAGACAGGCUGAGAGACAUCGCCGAAAGGUUUAAUGUCGACCAAGACGCCGUCCUGGACAACGUGCUCUACGCUCGGGCCUACACCAGUGAACACCAGAUGGAGCUGCUGGAUUUUGUAGCAGCCAAAUUCCACGAGGAAGGAGGAGUCUUCAAACUGUUGAUCAUCGACUCCAUCAUGGCUCUGUUCAGAGUGGACUUCUCCGGCCGAGGGGAGCUGGCCGAGCGGCAGCAGAAACUGGCCCAGAUGCUCUCUAGGCUCCAGAAGAUCUCUGAAGAGUACAACGUAGCGGUGUUUGUCACCAACCAGAUGACGGCUGAUCCUGGUGCAGGAAUGACGUUUCAAGCCGAUCCCAAGAAGCCGAUUGGAGGACACAUCCUGGCCCACGCCUCCACCACACGGAUCAGCCUGAGAAAGGGCCGUGGGGAAAUGAGAAUUGCAAAGAUAUUUGACAGUCCCGACAUGCCUGAGAACGAGGCCACUUUUGCUAUCACUGCUGGAGGAGUUACCGAUGCCAAAGAGUGAAGACACACACCAUCACACUCAUGUACCGUUACAGUUGCCUGUUCCCAUGCAUAACUUAACUUAUGAUUAGUUUAAUGUAUAACUUAACUUUAACUUAUUUAACUUAUAUUGAUAAAUCCUAUUCUAUGGUGUUUUUCACAUUUGUAUGUGUUCAAAUUUUACUUUGCUGUAUUUGUUAGGUGUUUACAGGAUGAUAAAUAAAUAAUAAAUAAUAAUAAUAAUAAAAACAACAGAUGUG
Myripristis murdjan (pinecone soldierfish) is the source of this 1455-nucleotide messenger RNA. It is a transcript of the gene dmc1, whose product is annotated as DNA meiotic recombinase 1. Gene Ontology annotation, cellular component: nucleus; condensed nuclear chromosome. Lineage: Eukaryota; Metazoa; Chordata; Actinopteri; Holocentriformes; Holocentridae. The coding region runs from base 186 to 1217 and encodes 343 amino acids. Gene Ontology annotation, molecular function: DNA strand exchange activity; single-stranded DNA binding; ATP-dependent DNA damage sensor activity. The record is from RefSeq and is a predicted model, not a curated record. Gene Ontology annotation, biological process: chromosome organization involved in meiotic cell cycle; mitotic recombination; DNA repair. The transcript is spliced from 14 exons.